Messenger RNA from Eptesicus fuscus (big brown bat), 6096 nucleotides. RefSeq names its product ER membrane protein complex subunit 1 (gene EMC1). Gene Ontology annotation, molecular function: protein binding. Lineage: Eukaryota; Metazoa; Chordata; Mammalia; Chiroptera; Vespertilionidae. Bases 38 to 3019 code for a protein of 993 amino acids. The record is from RefSeq and is a predicted model, not a curated record. The transcript is spliced from 23 exons. Gene Ontology annotation, cellular component: EMC complex. Gene Ontology annotation, biological process: protein folding in endoplasmic reticulum.
AUGCCGGGCCGGCGGCAGGCGGGGCCGGGCUCCCAUCAUGGCGGCGGCGGCGGCUUCCCGGUUCUGGCUCUGGGCUGCCCUGCUUAUCCCUGCGGCUGCAGUCUACGAAGACCAAGUGGGCAAGUUUGAUUGGAGACAGCAGUAUAUUGGGAAGCUCAAAUUCGCCUCCUUGGAAUUUUCCCCUGGAUCCAAGAAGUUGGUUGUGGCCACAGAGAAGAACGUGAUUGCAGCCUUAAAUUCUCGGACUGGGGAGAUCUUGUGGCGCCAUGUUGACAAGGGCACAGCGGAAGGGGCGGUGGACGCCAUGCUGCUGUACGGACAGGAUGCAGUCACUGUGUCCAAUGGUGGCCGGAUCAUGCGUUCCUGGGAGACUAACAUCGGGGGCCUGAACUGGGAGAUUACCUUGGACAGUGGCAGUUUCCAGGCACUUGGGCUGGUAGGCCUGCAGGAGUCAGUGCGGUACGUGGCGGUCCUGAAGAAGACCACUCUUGCCCUCCAUCACCUCUCCAGUGGGCACCUAAAGUGGGUGGAACAUCUCCCAGAAAGUGACAGCAUCCACUACCAGAUGGUGUAUUCCUACGGCUCUGGGAUGGUGUGGGCCCUUGGCAUUGUUCCCUUCAGCCACGUUUACAUUGUCAAGUUUAAUGUGGAAGAUGGAGAGAUUGUGCAGCAGGUCUGGGUUCCAACUCCCUGGCUGCAAAGUCUCACCGGAGCCUGCGGUGUGGUGGAUGAGGCUGUCCUGGUGUGCCCUGACCCGAGCUCACGGUCCCUCCAAACUUUGGCCCUGGAGAUGGAGUGGGAGCUGAGGCAGAUCCCACUGCAGUCUCUCGACUUAGAAUAUGCAAGUGGAUUCCAACCCCGGGUCCUGCCCACACAGCCCAACCCAGUGGAUCCUUCUCGGGCCCAGUUCUUCCUGCAGUUGUCCCCAAGCCACUAUGCUCUCCUGCACUACCAUCACGGGGUCCUGAGUCUGCUCAGAAACCUCCCACAGACUGCCCUAGUGAGCUUUGCCACCACCGGGGAGAAGACAGUGGCUGCAGUCAUGACCUGUCGGAAUGAAGCGCAGAAAUCUAGCAGUUCUGAAGAUGGGUCACUGGGGAGCUUUUCGGAGAAGUCUAGUCCACAGGACACGCUGGCUUGCUUCAACCAGACCUACACCAUCAACCUCUACUUAGUGGAGACAGGUCGGCGGCUGCUCGACACCACAAUCACCUUUAGCCUGGAACAGAACGGCACUCGGCCGGAGCGGCUGUACAUCCAGGUGUUCUUGAAGAAGGACGACUCCGUGGGCUACCGGGCCUUGGUGCAGACAGAGGACCAUCUGCUCCUUUUCCUGCAGCAGCUGGCAGGGAAGGCGGUGCUGUGGAGCCGGGAGGAGUCUCUGGCGGAGGUGGUGUGCCUGGAGAUGGUGGACCUCCCCCUGACUGGGGCGCAGGCUGAGCUGGAAGGAGAAUUUGGCAAGAAGGCAGACGGCUUGCUGGGGAUGUUCCUGAAACGCCUCUCGUCCCAGCUCAUCCUGCUGCAGGCGUGGACUUCCCACCUCUGGAAAAUGUUUUAUGAUGCUCGGAAGCCCCGAAGUCAGAUUAAGAACGAGAUCAGCAUCGACACCCUGGCCAGAGAUGAGUUCAACCUCCAGAAGAUGGUGGUGACGGUCACAGCCUCAGGCAAGCUUUUUGGCAUUGAGAGCAGCUCUGGCACCAUCCUGUGGAAACAGUAUCUCCCCAAUGUCAAGCCAGACUCCUCCUUUAAACUGAUGGUGCAGAGAACCACUGCUCACUUCCCCCACCCCCCACAGUGCACCCUCCUGGUAAAGGACAAGGAGACAGGAAUGAGUUCUCUCUACGUCUUCAAUCCCAUUUUUGGGAAGUGGAGUCAGGUGGCUCCCCCAGUGCUGAAGCGCCCCAUCUUGCAGUCUUUGCUUCUGCCCAUCAUGGAUCAAGACUACGCCAAGGUGCUGCUGUUGAUAGACGAUGAGUACAAGGUCACGGCUUUCCCAGCCACUCGGAAUGUCUUGCGGCAGCUUCAUGAGCUAGCCCCUUCCAUCUUCUUCUACUUGGUGGAUGCAGAACAGGGACGGCUGUGUGGAUAUCGACUUCGGAAGGAUCUCACCACUGAGCUGAGUUGGGAGCUGACCAUUCCCCCGGAAGUACAGCGUAUCGUCACGGUGAAGGGGAAGCGCAGCAGCGAGCACGUUCAUUCCCAGGGCCGUGUGAUGGGGGACCGCAGCGUGCUCUACAAGAGCCUGAACCCCAACCUGCUGGCCGUGGUGACCGAGAGCACAGACGUACACCACGAGCGCACCUUCAUCGGCAUCUUCCUCGUGGACGGUGUCACUGGGCGCAUCGUCCACUCCUCCGUGCAGAGGAAGGCCAAGGGCCCCGUCCACAUCGUGCACUCAGAGAACUGGGUGGUGUACCAGUACUGGAAUACCAAGGCCCGGCGCAACGAGUUGACCGUGCUGGAGCUCUACGAGGGCACUGAGCAAUACAAUGCCACCGCCUUCAGCUCCCUGGACCGUCCUCAGCUGCCCCAGGUCCUCCAGCAGUCCUACAUCUUCCCCUCCUCCAUCAGCGCCAUGGAAGCCACCAUCACGGAGCGGGGCAUCACCAGCCGACACCUGCUGAUUGGACUACCUUCUGGAGCCAUUCUUUCCCUCCCUAAGGCCUUGCUGGAUCCCCGCCGUCCUGAGAUCCCAACAGAACAAAGCAGAGAGGAGAACCUAAUCCCGUAUUCUCCAGAUGUACAGAUACACGCGGAGCGAUUCAUCAACUAUAACCAGACAGUUUCUCGAAUGCGAGGUAUCUACACUGCUCCCUCAGGCCUGGAGUCCACUUGUUUGGUUGUGGCCUAUGGCCUGGACAUUUACCAAACUCGAGUCUACCCGUCCAAACAGUUUGAUGUCCUGAAGGAUGACUAUGACUACGUGCUAAUCAGCAGUGUCCUCUUUGGCCUGGUGUUUGCCACCAUGAUCACUAAGAGACUGGCACAGGUCAAACUCUUGAAUCGUGCCUGGCGGUAAAGGCCCAGGAUCUGCUGCCCGAGAGCGGAGAGCCGAGGGAGCGAGGGUCAGCAAAGCUCCAGCUGCAGUUUGACAGGGUGAUGGAGGGUGUGUGAGCGCUCAUCAGCUAAGAGUUGUGAGGGAGAAGCUGGACUCUCAUGGAGACUCCUUUUGGGAUGUGUCUGGUGGAUGGAGGUUGAACUCUCUCUCAGCUGAGAAUCUCAAAGCAUCUUAAUGGACUUUCCCCUGAAAUUCAAAGGCCAUUGCCCUAUUUCCUCUCUUUGUCCAUCUAUGAAUGUUUUGUGUGUUUUUUAUAAGACCUCCCACAGUUUUCUCUGUUAUGAGGCCUGUUUAAAUUGAUUUUGGUUUGCCUCCUGUUUCCCAGGUUAAAUUAGGAAUCUUUCUGUUUCCCUGCUUCUUGCUUGAGUGGGAAGGGAACUCUUACUGACCACUCCACCUUUACAUGCAUCUGCUGUUUACAUUGGGGAGGAAGGAGGUCCGUCCUUCGCUACAGUUUGAGCACUGAUCCAGCCUCUCGUGGCUUCCUGCACAAUAACUCCUGGUUGAGGAAUCUGUAUGUGGUGUCAGACUUAUUUUAAUGAGCCUCUAGUUCCAUGUUCUCAUUCAGGUUGGGCCACCUAGUCUUCGUUUCAGUUUAUUAAAAGCCAAGUGUGUAAAUAGCAUCUUGGUUUGUGGAUCACUGCCCAGGUCUUUCACCUAAGGCUGUGGUCGGCAAACUGCGGCUCGCGAGCCACAUGCGGCUCUUUGGCCCCUUGAGUGUGGCUCUUCCACAAAAUACCACAGCCUGGGCGAGUCUAUUUUGAAGAGUGGCGUUAGAAGUUUAAGUUUAAAAAAUGUGGCUCUCAAAAGAAAUUUCCAUCGUUGCACUGUUGAUAUUUGGCUCUGUUGACUAACGACUUUGCUGACCACUGACCUAAGGCAUGUGCAAGCUGAGGCCUUUUAAUACUACUGAAUUGUCUGAACCUUGAAGAGAUUUCAGGGGAGGGAGGAGAGAGAACCCGCCUGUUUGCAGUACCUCAUGAUCCCUCAUUUCACCCACAGCCUGGGCUAGCCAUCUGAUAACCUUGUUAGAGAAAGCCGUCCUGUUUAAGAACCUCGUUAUUUAUUUUUUAGUUUUAUAUAAAUUGACACAUGUGGGUCACUAGAUUGCUCUUAAAAUGAGAUUUCAAAUCUUAAUGGAUCUUUAAGAAAUGGAGGGGGAAAAAAGGCAGAGGUAGGAAAUUGGCAUGUUGUGGGUGAGGCAUUGCCGAUUGGCUGGGCUGUUGUCUCUGCUGCAAAAGAAAGAUGUCCUAAAAAUUUUCCCUUGUUCCGGAUUUGGGGAAUAAUGGGGCUAUUCUUUACUGUGAAGAAUGAAAUGUACAGAGUAGACCUCUAGCCCUGUGGGGGGCGAGGUACAUUCAAGCGUCUGAAUAAAGUGAGUGACGAAUGGCACUGUUUAAGUUCUUUUUUGUGUGGUUUAGGAACACUUUGAGGCUACUUUUGUAUUAGAGGGUACAAAAAGCAAUGCAGAAAUGGUUUUUAGAAAACUUUAAAAAAUAUAUAUUUUUUUAUUGAUUUCAGAGAGGAAGGGAGGAGAGAUAGAAACAUCAAUGAUGCAAGAGAAUCAUUGAUCGGCUGCAUCCUGAACGACCCCUACUGGGGAUUGAGCCUGCAACCGGGCAUGUGCCCUGAUCGGGAAUCGAACCUUGACCUCCUGGUUCACAUGCUGAGGCUCCACCAAUGAGCCAAACCGGCCGGGCUUCUCAGUAUUUCUGAACCUUGAGGCAGCACAGUUCUGACCAGCUGUGCUCAGCCUCUAUCUGUGGCUUUUGACUCUUUCUGAUGGGGUUUUCUCCUCCUCCUCUUUUUCCGUGCAUCUGCCCCCUUCUCUUCAUUAACUAGGUUAACUUUGGGGCCACCCGCAAUGAAUGUUUCACUUAAAAGGAGAUUCUUUAGUAUUUUGGAUGUCAUUAUUUUUAUUAGUUUGGUCAACAUACAUGAUAUCUUAGUGUAAAGUUGACAGCUAAAUUCAAUGAUUUUCAGUCCCUGUUGGGAAUAAUGUAUAAAAUGGCUUAUGGCUUUCGUUAAUGUUUCCUUAGCCUUUGACUCUGAACAGUAAUUAGUUAUUGGCGAACGUGCAUGAAGUAAACACAGAAUUAUAGUUUUAAAUUUUGGGGGAGGAGGAGAGGGGUUAAAUAGUAAUGUAUUUUGCCCCACGCACCUUCUUAAAACUGUAGCUUAUUGAUUUAAUGCCACUUUUGCAAGAGGCUGUUAUCUGCUCCCCUUCCACUGCCCCCAACAAUGAAGGGUGAGCAGGCUCAUGUGCAGAUAAUACAGUUUUAUCACUGACCUUCAAUUAUUCAAUUGAUAAGCACCAAAACAAGUUAUAGAGUUAAACUUUUCUGAAACCCAAAUAAUUUUUGUUAGCGUCCCUCCAGGAUUUAUUUUGCUUAGAGUCUACAAUUCUAAAUUGGGAGUCGACUCAUUCUGCCUUUCUCUAUGGAGAAUUCUGGGCCUUGACUACUCUUGUGUGCACUGGAGCAGAUGUGAAACUUUAAUCAUUCCUUUGGCCCUGUGAUUAGCCAUCAAUCUUUGUCAGGCUCUUUCAUUUUAAUGAGAUGAUGUUACUCCUCUUCUCUGUUUUAAAGAGUGUGAAAUUGUAUAGCUCCAUGCUUCUUGAGCACAAACAGAAGAUACGCACCAGGAAGUUUAAUGUAGAUCUCCUUGGCCAGUAUCUCACCUCCUUACAAAAAGCACUUGGUUGAAACAGACACAUAGACACUGAGAGCGGACUGGUGGUUGCCAGAGGGGAGGGAAAUGAAGGUGGGGGAUCUGAGAGAAAGAAGUGAAGCAAUAAGUACAGAUUGGUAGCUACAAAAUAGUCACAGGGAUGUAAAGUACCGCAUACGGGAUAUGGUCUGUAAUAUUGCACUAUCUACAUAUAGUGGCAGUUGGGUACUGGAAAUAUUGAAGGGGAAACACUAUGUAAAGUAUAUGAUUAUCUAAUCACUAUGCUGUACACCUGAAACCAAUCCAAAAUAAUACUGAAAGUAAACUGUAAUUGAAGAAUUAAAAAUAAAAAUGAUUUUAAAAAAAAA